Molecule: messenger RNA, 2145 nt
Organism: Fonsecaea erecta
Lineage: Eukaryota; Fungi; Ascomycota; Eurotiomycetes; Chaetothyriales; Herpotrichiellaceae
Exons: 3
Coding region: 1-2145 (714 amino acids)
Biological process (GO): DNA-templated transcription; regulation of DNA-templated transcription
Molecular function (GO): DNA-binding transcription factor activity, RNA polymerase II-specific; DNA binding; zinc ion binding
Source: RefSeq, a predicted model, not a curated record
AUGGCUGGCAAGUCUCCCCAAGAAGCCCCGAAAUCACUUGCACGAGCAUGUUUGUCCUGUCGAGCUCGGAAAACCCGUUGUGAUACGGCACGACCCCGGUGUACCUCGUGCGCCAUUCAGGGAAAGGACUGCGUCUACAAACAAGAGACGCCGCAGAGGAGACCGACGCUGGCACGCAUUCACGAGCUACAGAGGCAGAACUCAGCCCUGGACACAUUUAUCGCCAAGCUCAAAUCUGCACCACCCGCAAAGCGAGAGAGAUUGUUGACGUCGGUGACAAUCUGCGACGGGCGUGUUCGGCUGCCGGAUGACGGCAGCGAAGAGCGCAAUGCUGAAGCUCAAUUUUCACCUCAUCCACAACUCGCCGUACCUCAUCUAGGGCAAAAUCUGCGGCGCCGCAGCAGCCUGGGGAGCCUGGAAGACUCCUCCGACGAAGAAUUUGACAUCGGGCCCUUCCUCUCAAUCGAUGAGGCAGGAAAGCCCAGCAGCUUUGGACCUUCCUCUGCCCUGCACUAUCAUCCGCGGUCGGCCAGCACUUCGGUGCAGUCAGCAGCCUCUCUUGCGAGAGAUCACAUCAGGAACUGCCUGAUUGCCGAAGCUGCCCUUCAACGACAAAACGAGCGCCAUUUGGCCUCACUGCCUGAUGUCCAUGGAGUACCUACCGAGUUGGCCAUGCAUUUACUUGAAUUGCACUGGAGCCGCCAACAUCAUACCUUACUGCUGACGUACCGACCGGCGAUCAUAAGGGACCUUCUCCGGAAUGGGCCUCAUUGUUCGAGGUUCCUGCUACAUGCGAUCUUUGCGUGCACAAGCAAGUUUUCUGCCCGAGUGGAGGUCCGAGACGAUCCAUCAGACCCUUCCACAGCAGGUCGACGGUUCUUCCGACGUUGCGAUCAGCUCCUUGCAGAAGACUCGCUACUGAUAUACCCUAAGCUGCCCACUGUGGUUGGACUGCUGUUGCUGGGUUCGAGCUACAACGCCAAAGGUGAGACGUCUAAAGGGUGGUUGUACACCGGCUACGCCCUGCGCAUGAUCUACGACCUCGGUCUGCAUCUUGAUCCCAAAGAGACCAGCGACUCUCCAGAGCAAGUGGAAAUCCGUCGGAGGGUCUUCUGGGGGGCUUUUGUCUCGGACAAGCUACAAAGUCUCUACCUGGGACGCCCGGCGGCUAUCAAUCUUCGUGACUCGCACGUCUCGCGAGAUUUCAUGGACACGCUGGAGGAGCAGGAACUAUACGUGCCAUACAAAGAUCCCAAAUACCCAGGCCCGCAGACUACUUCGUCCUCUCUGGGUCUUCCUAUUUAUUCGGUAUCUACCUUCCAGCAGCUGUGCCUGCUGUCCAAGAUUAUGACCAAGAUCAUCAACACGUUCUACGUUGUCGGAGCAACUCCUCGCAACGCCCAGGCCAGUCUGCAACUUGUCGACAACGCGCUGCAAGCGUGGAGGGAGAACCUGCCAACAAACCUCGAUUUCCAGCCGCGGCUCUUGCAAUCCGAUUCGGCCUCGUACCCUCCGCCGAAUUUGAUGAAUGUGCACGCCCUGUAUUAUUCCCUGCUGAUUCUGCUUCACCGACCCUUCAUUUCGGACGGCCACUUACGCUCCACGGCCACCCCUUCGCUGUCUUGGGGUCGCUGCACAUCGGCGGCACGAAACAUCACCAGCGUCGCAUUGGCGUGGAAAACUGCGUACAGUCUCCGAGGCGCCCCAUACUUAUUGAGCUACGCGAUCUACGUUGCUUGCACGAUCCACGUCCGCAACGCCGCCGCCGAUGCGUCCAGCGGAAACAACAGAGAGCACACCUCCCUCCUCGCGGCAAGCUUGUCGUGCCUCGAGCAGCUAUGUCUUGCCAAUCCCGGUGUGUCGAAGCCCAUGAAGAUAAUACAGAGAUUGAUGGAGGCGAGCAAGAUCGUAUUGCAGCCAGAGGAAACUAUAUAUCCAAGCUACUCACCGUCCUCAUUCGACUUUGACACCAUCUUUAGCAUGUUUCCCACGAGAAAUGUGACGAGCUCACACGUGCAGUACUCGGGAGAGGUGAUUUUCGACUCGGACAUCCCUGACGAUCCGCUGUUCGGACUCAUGGACGAGCCCAUGUUGCCUUACACCGACAUGUCUGACAAUUUCUUCAACGGCACUAGAGCAUUUUGA